AAUAAUUAACACAAUAAAGAAAUUUAACACAAAUUUCAUAAAUGGUAAAUCAAAGCAACUAUAGACGAUUCUAGACAAAAAAGGAAGAAAAAUUAAAAGCUUAUCAAAGUCCGGAAGGGUUCAAAUAACUGCUUGCUGCUAAAUUAUUCCCGAAGUGAAGAAUGAAUGUAAUGCGUAAACUAAGAGGAACGACAGGAAGUAAUGCUAGCAGUACUCAAACAUCCAUCGCCAACAAUGCCGACAGUUUGGCCUCCACGACCGGCACUAAUGAAGACGUUUCAUUGGAUGAUCGGUUGCAGACAAGUUUGCAUACCCUAAAAAAACUCUUCAGCGAGUAUACACAUCCGCGGGAUCCUCUAACUGAACAGGAACGUGAUAUGAAACUCUAUCAAAUGUUGCCCAUAUUUUGCAGGGUUUUUAGUACUUGUCCUGCUGCUGAUAUGAGCGAAAAAUUUUGGGAUGUAGUCGCCUUCUGCCAACAGGUUUCACGUCUAAUGGUUAACGAGAUACGUAAACGAGCCAGCAAUCAAAGCACCGAAGCUGCAUCAAUAGCUAUCGUCAAAUUCUUAGAAAUAGAGACAACAGAGGAGACGAGCAGUGGCUGGAUGCUUCUCUCUACUCUUAAUUUAUUAGCAAACAGCGAUGUUUCUCUCAUUCAGGUAAUGACAGCUGCUGCUGUGCCUUCUACUUUGGUGAAAUGUUUGUAUUUAUUCUUCGACUUGCCAUCAGUAGAGACUGAUCCAUAUAUCGGGACCAGCGAGUUUAGUGCCUACGAAAGACGUACUUUAUUGCAGAAGGUAUUUGUACAGUUGCUCGUCAGGCUCUGUUCGUAUCCAUAUCCUGCCGAAGAAUUAGCUCGUAUGGAUGAUUUGACUUUGCUAUUCUCAGCGAUAACGUCACCCUGUCCGAACCACAAUAUAGUUUGGCGAAAAAAUGCUGCCGAAAUUUUAACUACAAUUUCCCGGCAUGGGUUAACGGACGCUGUAGUCAGUUAUAUACAUUCAAAAGGUUGCAUGGCCUUGUGCGUGGAUAAUAUGCAACGUUUAACAUUUGGAAAUCCUUUAGAAAUCGUAGAAAUGUUCGUUACUGUCUUUUGUUUCCUCAAAGAUUCUAGUCAAGUGUCCCAAAUAUUAUUAGAUGAUUUCAAAGCCUCUCAAGGUUACAUAUUCUUAGGGGAUUUUUUGCUUAAAUUCGAUACAUCACGUUCUCAUUCCCUUGAAGUGCAGGCAGCGAUACGGAACUUAGUCUUGAUGAUCUCCUCAUUAUGUAUGUGCGGUUUCAAUGAGUUGCGUCCCCCUCCGACGCAAAUAAAUGCUCUCUUUAAAAUGCAAAAUUUUCAAAUGCCUCAAGCCUCAUCUCGGGAAACAUGUGUCCGCAACAUUUACGCUUUCCAAGUGUUGCAAAGUGUGUUUCUUAAAUCUACUUCUCCCAUAUUGUGCUGUACCAUUUUGGACGCCAUAUCGCGUAUCUAUCACUCAGAAAAUGCCAAUUAUUUCAUAUUGGAAUCCGAGAAUACUUUAAGUCAAUUCACGGAACGUAUUCACCUGAAAGGUUCUCAGAUACAGGAGAAAUUUUUCGAUUUGUUGGAAUUUAUUGUUUUCCAGCUGAAUUUUGUACCUUGCAAAGAAUUGAUAUCGUUAUCACUUUUGCUCAAAAAUAAUCACUCUCCGAGUUGUAGCAUUUUGUGUCUUAAGACAUUGCUUAACGUAUUGAGGCACAAUAAUGUUUUCAAGGACGUUUACCGUGAAGUGGGUAUAUUGGAAGUGCUUGUGACCUGUUUAAAUCGUUAUGCCGACUACGUGUGCAAGAUAACCAAAGAUAAUGAAAAUGCGAUCAUCUGCGAGGACGGAGCGGAAAAUUUGCCCGAUAUUUUGGGCAAACAUGUUUUAGAAGCUUUGACUAUUUUGCUGGCGGGCAAUAACAAUAAUGCUAACGUUUUUCGGGACUGCGGUGGCGCUAAAUGCGUACAUGAAUUGGUCAAGUUUAGGCACUGUCGCCCACAAGCUUUGGGCAUAAUAAGAGAAUUAAUUUUAUCGGCAGGUGGUGACGAUGAUAUGCUUUUCAUAUUAUCGGUAAUGCAUUCAGUGUCUCCCCAUCAAGUGGAUUUUAAAAUACAAAUUCUCAAUAUGCUCUUGGGAUGUCUAAAGGAUUCUCAUCGUACGCGUACCGUAUUUCGUAAAGUAGGUGGAUUCGUUUAUUUAACCAGUAUUUUUGUUUCACUGGACGGUAAAUUGUGUGACGACUUAGCAGACAAUAAGAAAGAGGAAGAAAAGAAAGAUGGCGAUCUAGAAGAAGAAGAAGAAGAAGAAGAAGAGAAAAAGGCUAUACCACAGGAUGAUUUAAUUCUUCUGCUGCAAAUGGUGUCUCAAACAUUGGCCACAGCCAUGCGUUUCGAGCCGGCCAAUGCAAAAUUUUUCCAUCAAGAGAUUUGCGUAGCAUCGUUGUGUGAUACUUUACGUCUAUUAGGAUGUUUUGGCAAUGAAAUUGAAUUGCCUCAUUUUAAGGGUGUUUUCAAAACUGAUACCUUGACUCAGAAAUACUUUCACGAGAUUUUUACUGGCGAUAUAUUAAAUUGCAGUUUCAACUCUAGCGUACCCCUUUCGCUAUCGUACGUUAGCAUAAUAUAUCGUCUAUUGUAUAGCAUUGCUCUAGACAAUUUUGAAGCACCAAAUCUUCAUAAUGUCAUAACAUUGUUCAACGAUCAACAUAACCGGUCGCCCACCAAAGAGCUAUGCCUAGCUUCUCCACAUCCUAAUCAGUUAAUGUUUUCUCAGCCAUUACCAGAGCCACGCAUUGUACAUCCUGGGGUGGUGUUAUGUAUGCUACAGUUGCUCCCCAGCAUUAGCCAUCCACGACAAAGCACAUUAGCCUUGAAUUUGCAAGUUUAUCAAAGUGAGAUUAUUAAGUCGCUGGUGCGCAGUGAGCGGAAUCAACAAAUUAUGUGCGAAUACGGUUUGGCCGGACUAUUACUAAAAAUCGCCCGUCGAGCACUCUCUGAAGAAAUUAGCCCCUUGCAUGUCCCCAUGCAAUACAUAUUGGAGCGUUUAGCAGCUCAAGCUUUGCAACCCACAGAAUUAAGAGAAUUUUUGCGGCUGGGGGAACCUUUAUCAUGUACUGACAUUGAUCUAAGGAAACCCUACCGUAUAGGAAGCCCAGUUCCAUUAACGCGCAUUAAAACGUUGGUCUCAAUGACUACACCUAGAGAUUUUCGAGCUCAUGGUUCCAACAUUUUGCCGCCUUUUGUGGAAAUGGAUAUGUCGGCUGAGGGAUUUGGUUGUUUAUAUUUGCCAACGUUAUCUCCGCAAACUACAACAACGACUGGUGGCACAAUUGAUGCAAAUACUAUAGGUGGCAUAGGAUCUGGAGAUCGUAUAUUUCCUCCUCAAACGGGCUUAACUUACUCCACUUGGUUUUGUGUAGAAAAAUUUUCUGAUCCGAAAACCGAUCCACAUUGUGUACGCUUAUUAACUUUAAUCCGAACCAUACAUAAUCCACGUGAAGAAAAUUUGGUCUGCUUGUCUAUAUUAUUGUCAGCUCGUGACAAAGCCAUAGUGGUAUCGACUCAAGAAACCUUAGUUGCACCUAGUAAAAGUCUUGGUGACUGGGAGCCAGAAGGCGCUGAUGAUAACAAUGCGCGUAUUUGGUGUCCCGAUUUGCUUCAUGAAGGCCAAUGGCAUAAUUUAGUGGUAGUUCUAAAUCGUGCUGUUCUAAAAAAUUCUAGUCUCUCUCUCUAUUUAGAUGGAAUGCCUAUGCAUACACAAAAGUUACAUUAUAUAUCCCAAAAUGCUGGAGCAGGCUCAGCUAAUGUGGUAAUGACCAGCCAAGUAUUCGGAUAUAUAGGCACACCUCCUAUUUGGCGUCGUUACUCGCGCCUGUGCUGGAAACAGGGAGUUUGUCACUUAUUGGAGGAUGUUCUAAAUCAACAGACUGUUCACACCAUCUACAACUUGGGCCCUCAUUAUAUGGGAUCAUUACAAGCACCACAAUUAGGAAAACAAAAUGAACCUUUAAAUCCGUUAGUAGCCGAAGAAAAAGUGUUGUUAGGACUUAAUGCUAAAGCUGUUUCCCAGCUUACUUUAGUAAAAAUCAGAAAAGUUUAUAGCAGAGCUGAUAAUAAAUCAAUAGCUAAACAAUUAGGCAUGAAUUCCCAUGAAAAUGCCACUCCCAUUAAAAUUCUCCAUAAUUCUGCAGGUCACCUGGCAGGUGCUGGACGUUCAUUGGGCGGUGUAGUAGUAGGUUAUUUAGGUGUACGUGUCUUUAGUCCUCAUCCUGUAUCUGCAAUGAUUGAUACCGUAGGCGGCUGCAAUGUUUUAUUAGGAAUAAUAGCGAUGGCUCAGGAUGUUGAAUCUUUGUACGCCGGUGUUAAAGCUUUAACGUGUGUAGUGCGGAGCAAUCGUGCUGCGCAAAGUGAGAUGGACCGGAGACGUUGUUAUCAAACCUUAGGAAUGUUUUUCAAAAAGAAACGGAAUCUUUUAAACUCGCACAUCUUACAUCUAACCUUUGGUUUAGUGGGCACAGUUAACAGUGGUCAAGACAUGACCGCCAUACCAAAUAUAACAGCUUUUCAAGAUCUACUCUGUGAUCUGGAAAUAUGGCAUCACGCUCCCAACGGCCUGCUGCGUUCACUCUUGGAACAUUUGCUGGAAUUAGCCGUCGAGUCCAAUGAAAAGAAACAGAACGUGAAAAUUAUGCGUGAUUUGCAAUUGUUGAAUAAACUUUUGCUCAUUAUUGUAGACAUACAAGACCAUUCGACUCGAGAAAUAUUGUUCAAUUUAGUAGAAGCCCUUCUGGGUGGUCAACCAAGGCACUCAGAUCUUUUACUCUUCGGCCAAUACUGCGCUUCUAAGCUACCAAAAUCUGAUCAAGUAGAAAGAUCAUUAAUUCUGCCUUCAAUGAAGCCUUCAGCCAAUCCUUCAGCUGCAACUGCAGAACAUGAUAGCAUAGCUCAAAAUAUCUACUUACGCAACCGUUGUUUGUCACUUCUACAUGGCUUACUUUUCACCUCACGCAACACCGUCAAUUACAUUAUAUGCGAUGAUAUAUCAAAAACGCUGGGAAUGGAUUGGCUUUUAUUAUUUAUGCAAACUCACGUACACUUUACCACAGUCAUUAUUGCAGUACGCAUUUUGGUAGUGAUAUGCGCUAAUGAAAGCUUUCUGGUACGUUUUCGCGAUUCCACGCAUAACGGUGGUUAUUUACGCUUCACCGAAAUGGUAUCGCAGAAGAAAAUUAUCGGUAUCGGAGCUAAACAGUUGAAUGCCAGAUCCAGCGGUAAUCCAAGCACUGUGAUAGUAUCGACAGCUAACGUCUUACAACAUUUGCCCACCCAAAUAGCGGGAGAAGUAAGAACAGCUGCUUUAAACAUACCAGGUUUUCAAAUGUUAGAAUGGCUUCUCACUUAUCAUUUGGAUGUACCGGAAUUAUAUUUUCUCAUCACCGCUCUUAUUAUGGGUCAACCGGUCAAAUUGUUGGCUACCGAACAUACCAAAUUCGAUUUGGAUCGUGUAUGGUCGUUUCUUUGGGGUGCACCCAUCUCAUCAACACCCAAUGUAUCUAAAAUGAAUAUAUGCCCUGAAGCGGUUUGCGUAUUGCUUGGCAUGGUGCGUGCGAUAGUGCACGACAUGAAUUGUGCUAAUUGGUUAAAAAGUCAUCCAGAGACUAUUAUUCAACUGCUCUUUAGUCUCUACCAAAAUUUGAAUGACUUUAUGCCGGUUAUGAUGUCCGGUGAUGUUAUCUCUUCAUUGGUGGCUGUGUUAUUUCCUAACAAUGCUGAAGAAGCGGGUGAUUCAGAGUCUAAUAGCGGCACUUCCACACCCACUGAAGGGAUGGAUUGCUUUAUAUUAAAUACAAGCGUAAAUAGUAUAGGAAAUCCAAAGUCAAAAUUAACUUCGCAUACCGUUCGAAAAUGUAUCAUUGAUUUUCUGCGUGUUAUAGUAGUGGAUUCCUUGAGUCUAAGCAUGCAUGGAAAAACUACGCCGGUUAUCGAUUUAGUAUUGGACGCUUCACCUGACAACGCAGAAGUUCUUUUACAAGUGGAAUACCAAACUGAAAUUAUAACUGCCUUAAUGGAUCAUUUAUUGGCUGCCGAUAUUUUGGUGGGCGAGCAGGCGGCUUUAUCCAUAGUACCGUUAUUACAAAGUCACACUCAGCAUAUAGCUCCAAACGUAUUCUACUUUACCGCUCGCGUCGUGGAUAAGAUGUGGCAAUGUUGCUUAACACGCAAUCCCCAUGAAAUAUUUGACUUUAUAAUAAAAUUAAUAAGUCAAGCGAAACGUCGAACGUGUUCAUUAAGCUUAGAACAACUGCAUCAUUCUUUAAACCGUACAAUUUUGUAUUUAUUAUCACGACCUACUGAAACGAUAGCCGAGCAAAUGAGUGUUUUGGAAGCUCUUCAUAAAAUUAUAAAUGAACGUUUAUUGAUAUUCGGAGCCGGGAAUCAUGAACUGGAAUUCAUCGGUUGCUUAACGUAUUGUUUGCUGCAACUCACAUCGAAUAUGAAGAUCAUUUUGGAACCGUCAACAGGACGCAAUACCACCUGGCAUGUAAAUCCUCAAACGAAUACUAAUGAGCCGAAGGAUGAAGAUUUAAAUCAGUUACAGGGGCGAAAUCUGAUUAAGGGGGCUGCAAAUCGCGUUUGGGAAGAGCUGUAUGUCUGCAAGAAACCUGCUAUUGAAGAAGUUUUUAAAGUUAGUUUAACAUCACCCCUAGCUAAUUCCAAGGCUCCGGAUUUGCAACUGUCAACCCGUGAACAAGUUAUGGAAUUGGCUUCGAAACUCUGGUUUAAUUAUGUAGAAAAUGAACGGAAGGCGUCCUAUCGUAUACCUUGGGAGAUACACAAUCAAAUACAGUCGAAAAUUCAAAAAGUAACCGGUGGUCUUACACGCCUAGCCAGCCGCAGUAAAGUGAAAAAAGAUGAUUUUGUCCGCGUGCGCUCACCAAUGAGCAAAGAGAAUGCUUUCGAAUGUACCGUUGUGCACGUACAAUUAAUUAAAGACCUAUGGGAUCUACGGUGCAAACAAUAUAUGCAAAUGUUACAGCACACCCAACGCUAUGUCUAUCAAGAUUGGAUACAAUCGGAAACCGAACUGACACGUGAAAGAGGUCUUUGGGGCCCCGAAGGUAAUUCAAGCUUAGAUAAGUGGAUUCUAGAUACCACUGAAGGUCCUCAUCGUAUGCGAAAAAAGACCAUGAGAAACGAUAUGUUUUAUUUGCACUAUCCGUAUCGGCCUGAAAUUGAUUUAACCGAUAAUCGUCAAUUAAAGUAUAAAGUGGCUUCAAGUUUUGACAGCAAACUCUAUUAUAUGCAUGGUCAACAAACACCACGAAUACUUUGUGAGCCGGAAACGCAACAAUUCUUACAACACCAACACUCCAUAGAUACUAGUCAAAAGCAUUUGAUCCAGAAUCAGCACCAGCAACAUCCUCCUCUUCAGAAUUCGAAAAGUGAACCAGGCGUACUCACGGUCACCCCUCCUCAAUCACCGACGGAACAACGUGCUCGUCUGGGUCAAGAGUCCCUGGACAGCAGUAACCAAGACGACGGAGAUGAUGAGGAUGACGAUAUGUCUAUGAUGUCGGAUAACGAAACAUUUCUGCGUUUAUUGGAAGAACAAGAGAAAAUCUCGUUUAUGUUUCGCUGUGCGCGCAUACAAGGUUUGGAUACUUUUGAAGGCUUGCUACUCUUCGGCAAAGAGCAUUGUUAUAUUGUUGAUGGUUUUACUUUGCUGAAGAAUCGUGAAAUUCGAGAUAUCGAUACGUUGCCAAGCGGAGCUUAUGAGCCGAUCAUACCAAAUUCAAGCAGUUCGACACGUUCACAAAAGAUACGCCAAUGUUCUAAAUUCGCCUACGAAGAAAUACGCGAAGUCCAUAAAAGACGUUAUUUAUUGCAACCGAUUGCUUUGGAGGUCUUUUCCGAAGAUGGGCGUAAUUAUCUAUUGAGUUUUCCUCGAAAAGUGCGCAAUAAAGUUUACCAACGAUUUAUGACUCAUGCAACGGCUAUUAAUGACAAUGCUCAACAGUCGGUAGCUGGCCAAAAACGGACCGCCAGCGUUGAACAAACUUCCGGAAUAUUUAGCAGUCUUAUUGGCGAGACUUCAGUGACGCAAAGAUGGGUGCGCGGCGAAAUUUCAAAUUUCCAGUAUUUAAUGCAUUUAAAUACUUUAGCUGGCCGAUCUUAUAAUGAUCUUAUGCAAUAUCCAGUAUUUCCUUGGAUACUGGCCGAUUAUGAUUCCGAAGAGUUAGAUUUGACAAAUUCAAAGACAUUCCGCGACUUCUCCAAACCUAUGGGCGCGCAAUCUGACGAACGUUUAGAGCAGUUCCAGAAGCGUUUUAAGGAGUGGGAUGAUCCUCACGGCGAGACACCGCCCUAUCAUUACGGUACGCAUUAUAGCUCGGCAAUGAUUGUAUGCUCGUAUUUGGUGCGUUUAGAACCUUUUACACAACAUUUUCUACGCUUGCAAGGCGGCCAUUUUGAUUUGGCUGACCGUAUGUUUCACAGUAUUAAAGAAGCCUGGCUUUCUGCUUCCAAAUUUAACAUGGCUGAUGUUAAGGAAUUAAUACCGGAAUUCUUCUAUCUACCUGAGUUUAUAACGAACGCAAAUAAUUUUGAUUUAGGUACGAAACAAAAUGGCGAAACAUUAAAUCAUGUAAUUUUGCCACCUUGGGCUAAACAAGACCCAAGAGAGUUCAUAAGAGUGCAUCGGAGUGCCUUAGAGUGUGAUUAUGUUAGCCAAAAUUUACAUUUGUGGAUCGAUUUGAUUUUUGGUUAUAAACAGCAAGGUGUGGCUGCUAUGGAAGCUGUUAAUGUAUUUCAUCAUUUAUUCUAUGAGGGCAACGUUGAUAUUUACAACAUUGAUGAUCCUUUAAAAAAGAACGCCACUAUAGGUUUCAUUAAUAACUUUGGCCAAAUACCCAAGCAGUUAUUUAAAAAACCUCAUCCUGCCAAGAAAAUGUCCACAUCUAGACAUUCUACUUUAAUAGAUCCCAGUGCUUUAAUUCAAGGCAAUACUACAGUCUUGCAAUCGGAUCGAUUGUUCUUCCAUAAUUUAGAUAACUUAAAACCGAGCCUGCAGCCCAUUAAAGAACUAAAGGGACCAGUAGGGCAAAUAUUGCAACCCGACAAGACAGUCUUCGCUGUGGAGCAGAAUAAGGUAAUGAUGCCUCCUUCUUAUACCAAAUACAUUGCUUGGGGCUUCGCUGACCAUUCGUUGCGUGUGGGUCUUUACGAUACUGAUCGAGCCUCGUUUGUUUCUGAAGCGGCUGGUCAAAAUUCCGGAGAAAUUCUAGCAUGCGCCUGUCCAAAUUCAAAAACCAUUAUUACCGCUGGCACUAGUUCAGUGAUAACCAUUUGGAAAUUUGACGCCAAUCGGAAAAACUUAACCGUGCGUCAUUCUUUACAUGGGCAUACUGAUGCGGUCACAUCUUUGACCGCUAGUGCGGCAUAUAACGUUAUAGUCUCGGGAUCACGCGAUGGCACGGCUAUAGUUUGGGAUAUGGCACGUUUCACUUUUGUUAGACAGCUGAGAGAUCAUGCCGGUGUGGUUGCGGCCGUAGCUAUCAAUGAAUUAACUGGUGAUGUGGCUACUUGCUCAGCAACUUGGCUGCAUGUGUGGUCCAUAAAUGGUGACGCCUUGGCAACAGUCAACACUUCCGUGGGUAGUGCCGAUCGCAUGCAACAAAUCUUAUGUGUAGCUUUCUCGCAAAUACGAGAAUGGGAUGGUCAAAACGUUAUUUUAACAGGAUCAACAGAUGGUGUGGUUAGGAUGUGGUCUUUAGAAUAUGCUCAAGUCCCUGCAGAACGCAAAUUAAAGCGAAGCCCUGAAGUUAAAUCUCAAGAAAAAUUCGAUAGCAAAAGUUUCGAUAAAGCCGAAGAAGAGCAUGAAUCGAAUAAACUGGAUGGUAAAAAAAUUUGUAAACAAAUGCCAACAAACAUAUCAUCACCUCAUGAAAGUGAUAUUCAGAAAUCUGCUUCAGAAAGUAGCGUAUCGGAAACUUCAAAUCAUACAAACACUUCUACCCAAUCCGAAAAGCCUAUAAAGGAUAGCGAAUACUUAAUAACAAAUUCGGAGAGACGAAAGAGUUCAUUUUCCGGCGCCAAAUCAUUGCUUGAGAUUAAAUCUUCGACUGUUGAGGAAACAGCGCAUAUUAAGCCAAAUGAAGAAGAAGAGCGCGCUACUAUACGUCCCAGUAAAUCGGAUACUAGCCUUACCGAUAGCUUUGUCAUGAUUGAAAAUGAUAAAAUCAAAAGCGAUCACAUGCUAAAAAAAGGUUUUAAAUGGCAACGUCAGCUACUGUUUAGAUCCAAGCUUACGAUGCAUACUGCUUACGAUCGUAAAGAUAAUGCUGAGCCUGCUAGUAUAACCGCUCUAACCGUAUCGCGAGACCAUAAGAUACUAUAUGUCGGUGAUGCUCGUGGACGCAUUUAUUCUUGGUGUGUUACGGAACAGCCUGGUCGAGGUGUUGCCGAUCAUUGGCUUAAAGAUGAAGGAGCCGACCAAUGCGUUAAAUGUCACGUCAAAUUUAGCCUCUAUGAACGUAAACAUCAUUGUCGUAACUGCGGUCAAGUGUUUUGCAAUAAAUGCAGUCGUUUCGAGUCAGAAAUAUCACGUUUACGUAUUCUUAAACCUGUACGUGUAUGUCAGGCUUGCUUCAGUCAAUUGCGAGCAAAAUCUUUGGACAAUUAGUAAACUACCAUAAAUUUAGCAAAACAAAUUAGCAAAAGUACCUUUAAAUGCAAGCAAAACCAAAAAAAUUUAAAUGAAAAAGAAAAAUUCUAUACAUAAGGAAAAGUCAUUUAUUAGCAACAAAAGGAACU
Molecule: messenger RNA, 10813 nt
Organism: Glossina fuscipes
Lineage: Eukaryota; Metazoa; Arthropoda; Insecta; Diptera; Glossinidae
Gene: bchs
Product: WD repeat and FYVE domain-containing protein 3
Exons: 26
Coding region: 162-10682 (3506 amino acids)
Molecular function (GO): protein binding; metal ion binding
Source: RefSeq, a predicted model, not a curated record